AUGUCUGUACCCCAACGCCACCACUUCAUCCCCCGAUUUAUCCUGCGCAAGUUUGCCGCCGAUGAGCAGCCCCCAGCAGGACCCUCAAGCAGGAAGACUCGGCGUCGUCGAGAUUUCCUGGUCAACAAGGUUGACUUGACGCGAGGGAUUCUCACGCAGCGCCCGGUGUCGCGGGAGUACGCUCUGGUGGAUAUGUACCGCGACCCCGGCUUCGAAAACAACCCCAACCACCUGGAGGAGAAGCUCUCGCGUCUCGAGAAUGACGCCAGCAGUAUUCUACGGCAGCGAGACACGCUGCGUAAGUUUCUCUUUUUGAUGAAGUAUCGCAACUCCCGCAUGUUCCAACGAUACGAUCACGAUCGUCUGGAAGACUACAACGAAGACGACAAACAUCGCAUGGUGAUAUACAUGAAGAAUAAGAAAUUCUCGCGACCGCGCGAUGUGUGGUUUUCCAACCUUCGCGGCUUGCUCGAGCUGGAUAUGGACGCCGGCGGACAGUGGCGCCGGACCAUCUCCAACCACGUGUAUCCCGACGACGCGAUGAUGUUCGUGGCCCACGUCCAGUCCUUCUUCCUGACAUUCUGCGAGCCAGAGUCCCCUCAGCUUGAGUUCCUCCUGACGGAGAACUCCUAUGGAGUGUAUGAAGGGCCGUCGGACUGCGGCUUCGACGCUCGCACCGGCAAGAUUGUCCCGGGCCUAUACACGGAAUGGCACAUGUUUGCGCCUGUGGCGCCGCGAUUGCUCAUCAUCCUGCGAAGCAACAUGCUGUCCGCAGGGGAUUCAGAGCCAUCGGCGGACUCGGCGUGCCUCGGCGCGUAUAUCCGGAGCCUGCAUCAGAAUCCCGAACGGGCGGGCUCGAUACUGGAUGACCUCCCUGUGCGUCGGUGCGCCAACUCGUAUAGCGCUCAGGGGGUCCCCGACGCGGCCGAAUGGAAAGCAUGUGCCGAUCACCGGUUUUACUUCGAGUGCUUCAAGCUGUCGCGCAAACACGUCGACCUGAUCAACACGCUGUUCUUGGAAGAGUCGCACGCGGUGAGCUCCAUUGUAUACCACGCACCGGACGCGCUGCGGGCCAGCCUCAAAGCCUAUUUGCUAGACAGGCGACCGGGGCUCAAGACAGCCAUUGAUCACCCGCUCGACCAGCGCAGACUGCACAUAUUAGCGCUGGAGAGGAUUGCCCGGGGCCUGGGUAUGACAGAGAAGGCCAAGUACACGCUCCGAAAACCUUCACCCCGUGAGAUGCACAUGUCCGCGUAUGUGGCGGGAAUGGUCGGGAUCGAGCUCAUGAAGAACGUCACUGACGACACACGCCUGCCUGGUGGAUAUCGCAUGCUGAGACCAGAUGCUACGCCCUUGGACUUUCUCGAAGAUCUCAAACAAGCGGGCCUUCUAUUGCUGCUGCGGAUCAAAACCGACCGUAUCCUGCGGUUUUCGCCCUUGUCGCUGUCACAGAAGAACUGCGUUCGGCGGAAUCUGCAGGAAUUCUUCAUCGGAAUGGCGCCAUGGAGGGUCUGGCUGUAUCUAAAGGUCAGUCGGAACUUGCCGAAAUAUUCCCCGACCGAUUUUCGGAUUCAGCUGGCGCCGUUGGAGCUGGAGGGGGUCGAGAAUGGGUUUGUCGAAUUGCUGGCACGAGAUCCCGAACGGAGCGAGGACCUAGUGCGUGGGAUGUAUCUUUCUGCGCUGACUUGA
Messenger RNA from Aspergillus candidus, 1689 nucleotides. Its product is annotated as DUF4238 domain-containing protein. Lineage: Eukaryota; Fungi; Ascomycota; Eurotiomycetes; Eurotiales; Aspergillaceae. The transcript is spliced from 4 exons. The record is from RefSeq and is a predicted model, not a curated record. Bases 1 to 1689 code for a protein of 562 amino acids.